Molecule: messenger RNA, 4710 nt
Organism: Psammomys obesus (fat sand rat)
Lineage: Eukaryota; Metazoa; Chordata; Mammalia; Rodentia; Muridae
Gene: Mtf1
Product: metal regulatory transcription factor 1
Exons: 11
Coding region: 119-2146 (675 amino acids)
Biological process (GO): positive regulation of transcription by RNA polymerase II; central nervous system development
Cellular component (GO): nucleus
Molecular function (GO): RNA polymerase II cis-regulatory region sequence-specific DNA binding; DNA-binding transcription activator activity, RNA polymerase II-specific
Source: RefSeq, a predicted model, not a curated record
GGGGCAAUCAUGGUGCCGCUGGGGAGGGGAGAAGCUGCCGCUGCCGCCGUUGCCGGGAGCCGCCGAGAAAGGCCAUUACCUUUUCAUUUCUCACAAUUGGGCUGAGCACAACUGAACCAUGGGGGAACACAGUCCAGACGACAAUAUCAUCUUCUUCAAGGGAGAGGAAGAUGACCUAACCCCGGAUGACAAGAUGCUCAGGUUUGUGGAUGACAACGGACUGGUGCCUUCCUCAUCUGGAACUGUUUAUGAUAGGACCACUGUUCUUAUAGAGCAGGACCCUGGCACUUUGGAGGAUGACGAUGAUGAUGGACAGUGUGGAGAACACUUGCCUUUUCUAGUGGAAGGAGAAGAGGGCUUCCUAAUAGACCAGGAAGCAAUGUCCCAGGGUUACGUACAACACAUUAUCUCACCAGAUCAGAUUCAUUUGACUAUAAACCCCGGCUCCACACCCAUGCCAAGAAACAUUGAAGGUGCAACUCUUACUCUGCAGUCGGAAUGUCCAGAAACAAAACGGAAAGAAGUGAAGCGGUACCAGUGCACCUUUGCGGGGUGCCCUCGCACCUACAGCACAGCGGGCAACCUGCGCACCCACCAGAAGACCCACCGAGGAGAGUACACCUUCGUCUGCAACCAGGAGGGCUGUGGCAAGGCCUUCCUCACCUCCUACAGCCUCAGGAUCCACGUGCGAGUGCACACAAAGGAGAAGCCAUUUGAGUGUGACGUGCAGGGCUGUGAGAAGGCAUUCAACACACUGUACAGGUUGAAAGCACAUCAGAGGCUUCACACAGGGAAAACGUUUAACUGUGAAUCUCAAGGCUGCAGCAAAUACUUCACCACACUCAGUGAUCUGCGGAAGCACAUUCGAACCCAUACAGGAGAAAAGCCAUUUCGAUGUGAUCACGAUGGCUGUGGAAAAGCAUUUGCAGCAAGCCACCACCUUAAAACUCACGUCCGUACGCACACUGGCGAAAGACCCUUCUUCUGCCCCAGUAACGGCUGUGAGAAGACAUUUAGCACUCAAUACAGUCUCAAAAGUCACAUGAAAGGUCACGAUAACAAAGGCACCGCAUACAGUGCACUUCCACAACACAAUGGAUCAGAGGAUACAAAUCACUCACUUUAUCUCAGUGAGUUGGGCCUUCUGUCCACGGAUUCAGAAUUGCAAGAAAAUUCCAGUACAACACAGGACCAGGACCUCAGCACAAUUUCACCAGCAAUCAUCUUUGAGUCGAUGUUCCAGAACUCAGAUGACCCUGCAAUUCAGGAUGAUCCUCUGCAGACAGCUGCCUUGAUUGAAAGUUUUAAUGGCGAUGCAGAGUCGGUCAGUGAUGUCCCUCCACCUGCAGGAAAUGCGGCGUCUUUAUCUCUUCCACUCGUACUGCAGUCUGGCAUCUCCGAGCCACCCCAGCCUCUGCUACCAGCCUCCAAUCCGUCCGUUCCUCCACCUGCUUCCUCCCUAGGACCUGGUUCUCAGCCAGCUGCCUUUGGCAACCCUCCUGCUCUCUUACAACCUCCAGAAGUGCCUGUUCCCCACAGCACACAGUUUGCUGCUAAUCAUCAAGAGUUUCUUCCGCACCCCCAGGCGCCACCCCAGACCAUCGUACCAGGACUUUCUGUUGUUGCUGGGGCUCCUGCAUCUGCAGCAGCAGUGGCAUCAGCUGUGGCAGCAUCAGCCCCACCACAAAGUACUACUGAGCCCCUGCCUGCUAUGGUCCAGACUCUGCCCCUGGGUGCCAACUCUGUCCUAACUAAUAAUCCUACCAUAACCAUCACCCCAACUCCCAACACCGCAAUCCUGCAGUCCAGCCUAGUCAUGGGAGAGCAGAACUUACAGUGGAUAUUGAACGGCGCCACCAGUUCGCCACAAAACCAAGAACAAAUUCAGCCAGCAUCGAAAGUCGAGCAGGUGUAUUUUACCACUGCAGUACCAGUAGCCAGUAGCACAGGGAGCUCUGUUCAGCAGAUUGGCCUCAGUGUUCCUGUGAUCAUCAUCAAACAAGAGGAGGCCUGUCAGUGUCAGUGUGCGUGCCGGGACUCUGCAAAGGAGCGGGCGGCAGGCCGGAGAAAGGGAUGCUCUUCCCCACCCCCUCCAGAGCCAAACCCCCAGCCUCCUGAUGGGCCCAGCCUGCAGCUGCCACCCUAGACUUCUCCCUCAUCCCCGCUCCCCUUCAUCCUCCACCGGACCCUCUUCCUGUGAGCAAAACAAACAGGCUGAGGCCCCUCAGACCCUCCAACAUGUUAAGUGCCAUGGAUGCGUCAGAGUUCCUGUCCCUCCAGAGCCUGGACACCCCGUCCAAUCCAGUUCACCGUGAAGCACUACUGCAGGGUAGAGGAGCCGAGCCUGUCCAGCAGCUUCUCCAGGGGAAGGGCUUGUGUGCAUGCCCCUCCAGAAACAGGGUGAGCAGGAAGUACCGGGUCUGAUGCUGCCAUCAUGGGGUCAGAAAUUGGAAGGAUGAAGAAAUCUGCCAUCUGAAAGCCUCACCUUUCAGGCUUAUUUUCUUUACUUGUAUCCCAGGAACAUCCAUUUUAAGGAACUGAUCUUUUGAGGGAAAAAAAAAAAAAAGAAAAAAAAAAGCUAAGUUAUAAGUGAACUGUCUGGCUGCACUGUAUGUCACUUUGCUUAUUGUUAUGUGAACUUGGAAAUUAAGGUUACUCGUAUGCAUAAAAGUUCUAAAUGAAAGGGUGUGGUUUUCAUCAAUUUGGUACUGCCCAUCAUUUGCACUGGGGUCAUUGUGGAUUGGGCAGGAGAGUUCACUGUGCCAGGUGUUGCUCCUCCCUCUGUGUCUUUUUAAAUCUGAGGCAACACUUGAAGGGCCAGACCACUGCUCUGUGGAAGUGGGUAGUGGCAAGGGCAGGUAAGAGGUGUGAGUUGGACAGGGUGAGAUUGCUCUGUUGUUGAUGCUUGGUUUCUGUGGAGCUUGGAGUAGAUGCAGAGGGGCCUUCCUAUUUCCUGCUCAAUGCUAAGGGGCAGCUCCAGGCCUCCUAGCCAUAGUGAAGAUGUGGUUCUGCAGGGCCCUGAGGCAGUUGUUAACAGCUCUGUUGAUAAUAUGCUAGGGCUGGCGCUAGCACAGCCAUGGUCUUUGACUUUUUGGCUCUUUCCAUUUCUCGGUGCUUGUCAGGACCUGGAGCUUGGAGUUCAUCUCUCCUUAGGAAGCACCCUAUUUUAUCCUAAAGUGAACAGGAGGUUUAUGGCCAGUGGCUGUCAGGGUUUGCCUGCCUUCAGUGGUGUUUGUUUCCUCAGAGCAGAAAGGCUACUUUUCCAGAGAAGGUAUGUAUCUAAGAGAGUUGGAUGAUGUAGCAGGUGAUUGGCAGGCAUUCUGGUACCCAGGUCUAGCCAGGCUUUUGGUUAUCCCCUCUCAUCUGCAUCCCUCCCAUCUGUAGAUUUUGCAUACAGCCUCAUGUAGUGCAAACAAGGAUGUGAUUUCUAAACAAAAAGGAAUAAAAACCUAAAACGAUGAUCUUCUACUCAGGGUAAAACAAAAAAAUUCCCCUUCCACCAAAAAGCCUGAAGCUUGCAGUCAGUUACCUCAUUUGGAAUGUUUCAUUAAGUGUGUUAUAGGAUUUUUUUUUUUGUGUGUGUGUGUGUAUAGAAUUAUAUCCAUCUGUCUGCCUUUGGCUCCAGGUUCCUGCCUCUUCAAACCUAAGUACAAUCCAUAGGAGAAUGGGAGUUAUUGUCCUUGGGCUAUUUACUGUGGCCAUCAGUGUUUGGCAAGCCUAGAAAGUAGCUGCGUCCAGAGACUGGAGGAGGCCUCCGCCUCCUGCAAGAAGCAAGGUCUGGCCCUCAGACAAGAUAACCAGAGAGAGAGCUGUGUAGGUUGCCCUCCUGCUCUCUGGGCCUUUGCUCAGAGCCAGCCAGGAUGGUGUCCUUGGAGAAGGCCCUUGUCUUCAGGCAAGAUAUUUGGGGACAGUUGGCCAAGAGUGUCAUGGCGGUUAUAACGAGGAGAAAUGGGCAUAGGGACAGCAGCUGAUCUCCCAUCCCAGGAUUUGACACCCCACCCCAAAAGGCUGGUGGGUUUGGGCCACCAAAGGCCUCGGCAGGUAGGGAAGAGCCUUUGGUGGCACAGUGGUCAGUCCUUCUGGGGAACCAGCUGCUUGGGUACAGGUUGUGCUUGCCUGUUUCUAAGACUUGCGGAUAUCCACAGGAAGCUUUGUAUUCGGGUCCUUGCUGAGGAGAGCAGUGAAUGUGACCCCACAGUGACCUUGUAUCAAAGGCCAAUAAUGGUCCUCCCACGUACUCUGCCUCUCAUGACCUGGGAUUCUGGUUCCCUGAGAGCUGACAUAGGAAACAGGAGCCUAGGGAGGAUAUAUGGAAGGUUUUAAUGGUUUGAUGGCUUCUUGGUUGGCUAGGGCUGUACUCUUAAUGGUCCCUUCUUGGGUCAUUGGCUUUUCAUUCUCCACCGUUGGGUGGUGAAGAAACAUUUGAGCAGUGUUGAGGCUGAAGUGUUUCUAGGUAAAGGAGUUAAGUAUUUGCCUUUGUGGGUGAUUUUAGAACACAAGAGACUCAGAUCCAAAUGGCUUCUGGAAAGUGAGGAAUAUGCCUGGAAUCAGCAGUUCUGCAUGGCCGGGUGCAUUACACAGGGUAGGCGGGCUUUCCUGCCAUGCUAUGCUAGCACUCUUCUCCUCCCAUCCUUCUCCCACAAACCCGGCCUCUAAUGACAAGGACCUUGGAGAAGAGGGAGCCUCCUGGCCAACGCAGAGCCAGAAAAA